UCGAUGGCAUAGGUGUCUGUCUUUAUUAUUCCAUUUAGCAUUAAAAAUUAGCAGGAAAUAUUUAAAGCUAUUUCUGGGAGGAAGAAGUAUAGAGAUUUAGAUAUAUUAGAUAGAUACAUCAAACCUAGAUGACAGGGAAAGAGAGAGAAGAUUUCUAGAGGGUUUCAAGGGAGGAGACAUGCCCAAUUUCCCCCAACAACUCUGUUUCUUGCUUCCUUCUUCAAGAUCUCAAAGAUUCAUUCAAACAAACUACAAUGUGUAAAUCAAAGAAAAGCAUUAGUCAAUUUAAUGCCUAAUUACAUAUGUAACUUGCAUAACAUGAUGAUACUGAGAUGAGCAGCAAAUACCUCAAUUUGUUUACAAAAAUUAUAGCUUGAAGAUGGUUCCUGCACCCCACCUACCUGGAGACCCGAAUGAGUUGACUCAGCAAUCUUACAAUCAAGAUUCAUCCACGUGUCUUUCAUCUGAUCAAUCUCAAAAGGAUGAUGAUGUUGCUACACAUGGGGUUCAUUCUCAAGAUCAAUGCAUCUCAUCAUCUGGUUCAGAUGAAACUCAAAUGAAGCCAUUUUUAUUUAUGGGCAAUCCAAGUUUUGGCAUGACAGGUGGUCUUCAAGCUGAAAAGACAACACCAAUAGUUGAAAAUGUUUAUGCUGAUAAUUACUUCAAUGGACUCUAUACCCCCUAUGGACCACACCCUAUUAUUCAACCUCAUAUCAUACAAAUAGCUCCUGCCCGAGUUCCACUCCCCAUAGAUCUCUCAGAAGAUGGCCCUAUUUAUGUCAAUGCAAAACAAUAUCAUGGUAUUCUCAGAAGGAGACAGAUUCGAGCCAAACUUGAAGCUCAAAACAAACUUGUCAAAAACCGAAGGCCUUACCUUCAUGAAUCUAGACAUAAACAUGCUUUGAAUAGGGUUAGAGGUUCAGGUGGGAGGUUUCUUCCCACCAAGAAACCUCAACAACAAUCAAAACCUGCAAGAUUCUUGACCUCCCAUUUCCCUUCAAGCUAUCAAGAAGCUAAUCAAUCUGGAAUGGAACAUGAACAUUAUCAUGGGUAUAGUGGCAUUUCAUGGGGGAUAAGGGGAAAUGAGGGGUUUUUAAGCACAUCGGGUGGACAAUCAUGAUUGGUUUGGUGGUUCUAUAUAUUGGCUGGUGGGAUAACACACCGGUUGGGCAACUCAUCCUUGGCUUUGUUACUAAGUUUUUGAUGUUCAUUUUGUGUUUCAUCGAGCUUAGGUUUAUUGUAUUUGUUUGGGAAAAGAUUUGUAGCUUACUUGAAUGGUGUUUGGAAAUUUGAAUUUCAUAAAUUGAAGGUUGGUUUAUGAUUAUGAACAUUGGAAUUUGUUAUGAAAUUGGUUGGGAUUGUAUGUAUAAUUACAUAAAAUAUCAAGUGUUUGAGUUUUACGGGA
Molecule: messenger RNA, 1405 nt
Organism: Lactuca sativa (garden lettuce)
Lineage: Eukaryota; Viridiplantae; Streptophyta; Magnoliopsida; Asterales; Asteraceae
Product: nuclear transcription factor Y subunit A-3
Biological process (GO): regulation of DNA-templated transcription
Cellular component (GO): CCAAT-binding factor complex
Molecular function (GO): DNA-binding transcription factor activity; DNA binding
Source: RefSeq, a predicted model, not a curated record